GUAGUGUAUGUGCAAACAAAUGAUUGGUGGUCUCUAACUCUCACUCUCAAAGCAAGCCAAAUAUUAGCUGGCUUCAAGCUGUCCCUCCCUCCAUUCAUUCACUCUCUCGCUCUCUCCCAUUUUCUUAACUCUGUUUUUAUUUUUUGAUUUUAACUCUGUAUUUUAAUUUUCUGGGUUGGUUUGGGAGGGCAGGGCCGUCCUCGUCUGGUCCUGGUGGACUGGGACUGGGACUGGGGGAAGGAGUCAGUCUGUGGGAGCUGCUAAGUGCUAACUACUACCGCUGCUGCCACUGCCACCACCACAAGAUAAACUUUACUCAAACUCAAAGUUGGAUACUCGGCAAACUAGCUGAACAAGUAGUGGAGCGAGAGCUCAAGAAGGGAACUCCCAAGUGCUGAUCAAAAAAUAAGAAACAAACAAGCAAGAAUUGGCCCGCCGGAGGAAUAGUUUUGACAUUUUGAGGCUUUCAGGCUGCGAGAAUGAGCGCGUCCAGGUUCAUUAAGUGCGUCACCGUCGGCGACGGAGCUGUGGGUAAAACUUGCCUCCUCAUCUCCUACACCAGCAAUACCUUUCCCACUGAUUAUGUGCCGACUGUGUUUGACAAUUUCAGUGCAAAUGUGGUAGUGGAUGGGAGCACUGUAAAUCUAGGGUUGUGGGAUACUGCAGGGCAGGAAGAUUACAAUAGAUUAAGACCCUUGAGCUAUCGUGGCGCAGAUGUCUUUAUUCUUGCAUUUUCUCUUGUUAGCAAGGCCAGUUACGAGAAUGUCUCAAAAAAGUGGAUUCCUGAAUUGAGGCAUUAUGCUCCUGGAGUACCAGUAAUCCUUGUUGGAACAAAACUUGAUCUCCGGGAUGAUAAGCAGUUUUUUGUAGAUCAUCCAGGAGCAGUGCCCAUCACCACAGCUCAGGGGGAGGAGCUGAGAAAGCUGAUUGGGGCUGCUUCAUACAUUGAGUGUAGUGCAAAAACGCAACAGAAUGUGAAAGGUGUAUUUGAUGCCGCCAUUAAGGUGGUUCUGCAGCCCCCGAAGCAUAAGAAGAAAAAGAAGAGAAAGGGUCAAAAAGGCUGUAGUAUAUUGUGAGUGGCAGGAGUAAUUUGGAGGAAUACAUUUUAUUGUUGACUGCAGCAUUAAUCUGAUUUCUCUAUGGAGCUUCUCCUCAUCGUAAGGCGGGCGCAGCGAGCUACGGUUUAUUAUUAGUCUCAACUGACUUUACUAGGAAGUUCCCCUUUAAGCAUAUCAAAGUCGUUGACCUGCCACUGUCAGUUGCAAUGCUGAAUGUAUCUUGCGAAUCAAAGAUGUCUGUAUGGUGGUUUGAACAGUCCCUCUACCUUAUGAUCCUAAGUACGUAUGUAUAAUGUUGUCAUGUCAUAUAUAACUUGUACUACAAGGGAUGGAUGCUCUACCUUAUGAUGAUCCUUGAUAUUUGAAGUGUUCGACCUUGGGCCUAUCUAUGUAUUCGAUCAUUUUAGGAUGAAA
This is a messenger RNA of Coffea eugenioides, 1472 nucleotides long. RefSeq names its product rac-like GTP-binding protein 5. Gene Ontology annotation, molecular function: protein kinase binding; GTP binding; GTPase activity. NCBI's taxonomy places the organism in Eukaryota, Viridiplantae, Streptophyta, Magnoliopsida, Gentianales, Rubiaceae. The record is from RefSeq and is a predicted model, not a curated record. Gene Ontology annotation, biological process: small GTPase-mediated signal transduction; regulation of cell shape; cortical cytoskeleton organization. Gene Ontology annotation, cellular component: plasma membrane; nucleus; cell projection. The transcript has 8 exons. Bases 480 to 1076 code for a protein of 198 amino acids.